AUGAUAGCGGAUUUAGAGGAAGAGAUGGGUAAGGUUAAGUGGGGGGUGGUGAAGGUAGCAGGGGAGAUAGUGUAUGGAUUGGCGUAUGCGGAUGAUAUAGUGCUGUUGGCGGAGGAUGAAGGGAGUAUGAGAAGUUUGUUAGAGAAGCUGGAGGGAUAUGUGGAUAGGAAGGGGCUGGAGUUGAAUAUAGAUAAGAUAAAAAAUAAUGAGAGGAAUGGGGGGCAGGAGGAGCAUGUAAAGGAGAGAGUGGCGAGGGCGAUGGUGGUGAUGGGACAGGUGUGGUGGAUAGGGAAGAGGAGGUUUGAAAAGGAUUGGAAAAGAAGGGUAUGGUUAUUUGAUAAGCUGAUUUGGGCGAUGGUGAGCUAUGGGGUGGAAAUUUGGGGAUGGAAAGAGAGAGAAGCAGUUGAGAGUUUACAGGAAAGAUAUUUAAGGUGGGUGUUAGGGGUAGAGAGGACGCCAGGAUAUUUGGUGAGGGAAGAAUUACAAAGGGAAUAG
Molecule: messenger RNA, 495 nt
Organism: Trachymyrmex cornetzi
Lineage: Eukaryota; Metazoa; Arthropoda; Insecta; Hymenoptera; Formicidae
Exons: 2
Coding region: 1-495 (164 amino acids)
Source: RefSeq, a predicted model, not a curated record